This is a messenger RNA of Ricinus communis (castor bean), 3079 nucleotides long. Its product is annotated as probable xyloglucan glycosyltransferase 12. The record is from RefSeq and is a predicted model, not a curated record. NCBI's taxonomy places the organism in Eukaryota, Viridiplantae, Streptophyta, Magnoliopsida, Malpighiales, Euphorbiaceae. The coding region runs from base 486 to 2576 and encodes 696 amino acids. Gene Ontology annotation, cellular component: Golgi apparatus. Gene Ontology annotation, molecular function: glycosyltransferase activity. The transcript is spliced from 5 exons.
GACGUGUUGAGCUGUUACCAUCUCUUUCCUAAAUCCCUCUGUAAACCACUCUCUCUUUCUCUCUCUAUCUCUUAUCUUUCUAUAACAUCAUCUCCUCAUUAUUUACGUUCCCGUAUUGCAAGCUGUAAUCGAAUGGGAGCUUUUUUGUACUCAUCUCUGUUGGUCAUAACAUAAUAGGAUUAAUAGCUCUCUUUCCUUUCAAUUCCUGCUCUCUCUUUCUGUACAUUAGAUCUCUCCCUCACGUCACCAUAUUAUUAAAAAACGUCCGUUGCCUAUUCAUCUUCUUCACACGCGUCUGCAUUUCCAUUCCCAUUCUCCAUUCUCCAUUUUUAAUCUGACAAUGAUAUCAAAGUUAUAACCUUUUCGUUUUUCAAUACCUCAAAACAAAAACAAGAACAAUAAAGUUCUUUUAUUUUUGUAGAUCAAACCUAAAAACCAGCAAAAAGUGAAAAAAAGUAAAAGAAAAGAAACAAGUUUAGACGACAAUGGCACCCUCAUUUGAUUGGUGGGCUAAAGAAGGUCAUAAAGGCACGCCGGUAGUGGUCAAAAUGGAAAACCCAAAUUGGUCAAUGGUGGAGCUAGAAGGCCCUUCCGACGAAGAUUUCUUAAUCGCCGGCGACUCACCCAGUCGCCGCCGAAACAAGAACGCAAAGCAACUCACAUGGGUUCUUCUCCUAAAAGCACAUAAAGCUGCAGGUUGUUUAACCUCCAUUGCAUCCACAAUGGUCUCUCUUGGUUCUGUUAUUAAACGCCGUCUUCGUUCGGGUCGCACCGACACGGAUACUGAAGCCGAAAUCUCGUCCCGUGAGAAUGAGAAUCCAACUGUUAGAACCCGGUUUUAUUAUUGCAUCAAGGCGUUCUUAUUGUUGUCCGUGUUACUGUUAGGGUUUGAGAUUGCUGCUUAUUUUAAAGGGUGGCAUUUUGGUGCUCCACAUCUUCAAUUGCAACAUCUUUUAGCCACGCCUUUUGGGUUUAAGGAUGUGUUUGAUUCAUUGUAUUCUAGGUGGGUUUUAAUUCGCGUGGAGUAUCUAGCUCCUCCUUUGCAAUUCCUUGCAAAUGUGUGUAUUGUGCUGUUCCUUAUCCAGAGUUUGGAUAGACUUGUUCUUUGCUUGGGUUGUUUCUGGAUCCGGUUUAAGAAGAUUAAACCCAUUCCUAAAGAAGACCCAGUUUCUGCUCUUGAAUCUGGCCAAAAGGGCUUCUUUCCUAUGGUUCUUGUUCAGAUCCCUAUGUGUAAUGAGAAGGAGGUUUAUCAACAAUCAAUUGCUGCUUGUUGUAAUUUGGACUGGCCUAAAUCCAAUAUCUUAAUUCAAGUUCUUGAUGAUUCUGAUGAUCCAACCGCACAAACUUUGAUUAAAGAAGAAGUGAACAAAUGGCAGCAAGAAGGUGCCCACAUUGUGUAUAGACAUCGGGUAAUCAGGGAAGGAUAUAAAGCUGGUAAUCUUAAGUCUGCAAUGAAUUGCAGCUAUGUCAAAGACUAUGAAUUUGUUGCAAUUUUCGAUGCCGAUUUCCAGCCCACACCUGACUUUCUGAAAAGAACAGUCCCUCACUUUAAGGACAAUGAAGAGCUAGGGCUUGUUCAAGCAAGAUGGUCGUUUGUGAACAAGGAUGAGAACCUGUUAACAAGGUUACAGAAUAUUAACUUAGCAUUUCAUUUUGAAGUAGAGCAGCAGGUGAACGGUAUCUUCAUUAACUUCUUUGGGUUCAAUGGUACGGCUGGUGUUUGGAGGAUAAAGGCUUUGGAAGAUGCCGGAGGGUGGCUAGAGAGGACUACUGUUGAAGACAUGGAUAUUGCUGUUCGUGCUCAUCUUCAUGGUUGGAAAUUCGUUUUCCUAAAUGAUGUUGAGUGCCAGUGUGAAUUGCCUGAAUCAUAUGAGGCAUAUAGAAAGCAGCAACACAGAUGGCAUUCUGGACCCAUGCAGUUGUUUAGGCUAUGUCUGCCAGACAUCAUACGAGCAAAGAUUAGCAUAGGGAAGAAAUUCAAUAUGAUCUUUCUCUUUUUUCUGCUUAGAAAGCUGAUCCUACCCUUCUAUUCUUUCACUCUAUUCUGCAUCAUUUUGCCCAUGACAAUGUUCAUACCAGAGGCAGAGCUCCCAGCGUGGGUUGUGUGUUAUAUUCCAGCUACCAUGUCAUUUCUCAAUAUCCUCCCAGCACCAAAAUCUUUCCCCUUUAUUGUCCCUUAUCUUCUAUUUGAGAACACUAUGUCGGUGACCAAGUUCAAUGCCAUGAUCUCUGGUCUAUUCCAGCUCGGAAGUGCCUAUGAAUGGGUUGUUACAAAGAAGUCCGGUCGCUCUUCCGAGGGUGAUCUUGUUGCCUUGGCUCAAAAAGAACAAAAACAUCAAAGAGGAACCUCUGCGCCAAAUCUCGGAGAAAUGGAGGAACUUCUACAGGAACAAAAGCCUCGAAAAAAGAAGCAUAAUAGGAUAUAUACCAAGGAGUUGGCACUGGCUUUUCUUCUUUUAACAGCUUCAGCGAGGAGUCUCCUCUCUGCUCAGGGAAUCCAUUUCUAUUUCUUGCUGUUUCAAGGAAUUUCAUUCCUGCUGGUUGGCCUGGAUUUGAUAGGGGAGCAGGUUGAGUGAGGGAUAUAUGUCUGACUACAGGGGUUACAUAGCUGAUGUAAAUGAAGGCAACAUGGAUGCACACUAAAUAUGAAUAUCAAUGAAGUGAGAACUUAUAUAAAGGGGAGAUAAUUAAGCGGGCUGCGAGAGCUUCCUUUUCUUGAUUGGCCUCCACCCUACACAACCCCAAUACAAUUCCACCCAGUAUGAGAAGAAACUGUGUUUAAAGUGGAAAGAAGAAUGAUUGCAGGUGGGAGACACAGAAAGAUUAGAUAAUGUCAAUGCUGUUGAUUAUAUGUAAGGUUUCCCUUUUUUUUUGUUUUGUUUAUUUCAUUCUUUUGUUUUUGCUUCAAUUCUUUUGUAAGAAGAAAAAUUGUCCUUGAAACAUCAAACAGGAAACUUUAGUUACAUUUUUAAGGCAGGAUGGAAGAACUUCGCAUGGUGCCUUAAACUAUAAUCAAUCUGUUCAUUCAUUUGUAGCUACUUAUUCAGUAAUGUCCAAAAGAACAAAUUGAUUCGCACCA